GUUUAUUAAACACGUGAAAUGAUAGAUCUUCCCAAGGAAGAAAGGGUGUUUGUUUGUCUUAACUCCGAUAGCGUGGAGGAGAAUGAAUAACUCUAAUCAACCAUCAUUGCAAAAAUGUCAACGAACAAGGAAGAAUGGCCUCCGCUAUCUAUCCCAUUCACAGAUCUGAUAGCAGGAAGUGUGGCAGGGGCAAGUCAAGUGAUCGUAGGACAACCUCUGGACACAAUCAAAACUCGUGCUCAAACCUCUCCUCCCGGUAUGUUCAGAGGUCCGAUGGAUAUCCUUAUGCAGACCGUACGUAAAGAAGGCUUCUUUGCAUUAUACAAAGGAAUGGCAUCUCCUUUGAUCGGUAUAGCAGCACAAAAUUCGCUCUUGUUCACAGCAUUUCAAGUUUCAAAGCGUUUCGUUUCCGAUACUCCUACACUUUCUAUCCAGCAAACUGUAGGUGCAGGUGCGAUUGCGGGAGCAGUAAACAGUCUCAUGGCUUCGCCGAUCGAAUUACUCAAAAUUCGAAUGCAAUCACAAUAUGGCGGCCAAGGCGAUCGUAAGCUAAGGCAAGUAGCAGCAGAUCUGUGGCAACAACACGGCUUUCGUCAUGGGGUCAUGAGAGGAUUCUGGGUCACAGUUGCUCGUGAAACGCCUGCUUAUGCUGGAUUUUAUGGAGGUUUCACCUACACAAAAGAGCAAUUCAGAACAAAAUUCUAUCCAAAUCUCAAACCUGAACAAAACUUGCCGAUUUGGUGUUUGAUGGCAAGUGGUUCGGUGGGUGGAAUAUGCAAUUGGUUGGCAUGUUAUCCUUUGGAUGUUGUCAAAUCUCGCGUACAACUAACUUCGCACAAACUUGGACCUGGAUACAUUUUCACAGAAAUGGCAGCUAUUGUUCGUGAGCAAGGAUCAAAAGCACUCGUUCGUGGUCUAUCGCCAACUCUCUUACGUUCAAUCCCAGCCGCCGCUGCCACUUUCACAGCAUAUGAAUUGACAAAAGAGGCAUUAGAAGGUAAAGCUGCAAUCAAAGUAUAGAGCUCUUUUUACCGUAUUUGUACUUUUAUAUUGUAUACCACUAGAAAUACAUGGAUUGUUAGCAUCUCAAUUUGAUUGCG
This is a messenger RNA of Meira miltonrushii, 1100 nucleotides long. Its product is annotated as mitochondrial carrier. Bases 115 to 1020 code for a protein of 301 amino acids. The record is from RefSeq and is a predicted model, not a curated record. The transcript has a single exon. Gene Ontology annotation, biological process: mitochondrial L-ornithine transmembrane transport. NCBI's taxonomy places the organism in Eukaryota, Fungi, Basidiomycota, Exobasidiomycetes, Exobasidiales, Brachybasidiaceae. Gene Ontology annotation, molecular function: L-ornithine transmembrane transporter activity.